Molecule: messenger RNA, 2049 nt
Organism: Bipolaris sorokiniana ND90Pr
Lineage: Eukaryota; Fungi; Ascomycota; Dothideomycetes; Pleosporales; Pleosporaceae
Exons: 2
Coding region: 1-2049 (682 amino acids)
Biological process (GO): DNA-templated transcription; regulation of DNA-templated transcription
Molecular function (GO): DNA-binding transcription factor activity, RNA polymerase II-specific; DNA binding; zinc ion binding
Source: RefSeq, a predicted model, not a curated record
AUGAGUGAGCCCGCCAUCAAGACUUCGCAGCGCGUGUCACGGUCGUGCAUCGAGUGCGGGCGCCGCAAAAUCAAAUGCGACAAGAAGAGCCCCUGCCAGCCAUGCAUCCGCAGGAAUGCUGCCCACGAGUGCAAGCGGCCGAUUGCACGGGUGAGGGGCCAGUUGACUGUCUACACGGCCGAAGACGCUGGUAGCCCAGCAGACAUUCAACUGCAAGACUUGCUCCGUGAACGCAAUGCCCUCCAGGCGCAAAUUGCCGAGCUCGAGACGGCUCUUGCUCUGUCCAAGCCAUGUGGCCACAGCCGCACCAGUGAAUCCACAGAUUACACACAGCCCGCAGCAACACUCGAGGACCUAGUUCCGGCCUUUGAGCAGUUCGAUCUCGGCAUCAAGGUGGGCGCAGCCGCCCGAGCCGGGGCCGAGAAAGCGAUUCUCAAUGGUCUCUACGAGCCCGCAGCUGAUCCACUAUUUCUGCUUCUUCCGAGUCGGGAUGCCAGCCUUGGCAUUGUAACUUUUUCCCUGCAAACCCUUGGCUGGAUACACUGUGCCGUCAACGCCAACGACUUCCUGGCCGAGCAUCACGACUUUUGGAAAAAUGUAGAACUUGGUACCGGCAUCAAGCCCGAACAAAGGCCAUGGGUUGCUCUUUAUUUUGCUGUCCUGGCUGUCGGCAUCCUCUAUUCCGACCCAGAAGAUGUACCGAGUGCAGCCCACCUUCCCCAGCUCGGCAUGCCUCGUGCUGAUCCUAUUUCCCUUGCUGUCGAUACUUCUCAUCUCUGGUAUGAGGCUGCACUCAAAGAACUACAAAGACACGGCUUCAGCGGUACUCCGUCACUUUGCACUGUCCAAGCUAUUGUAGUCUUAAGCCUAUGUCACUCCAACUUUGGCGAGCACCAAAGGGAAUGGCUCAUUUCUAGCUUUGCAACAAGCAUGGCAAGGCUUCUCGACAUGCACAAGCUUGGCAAUGAAACAAACUGCUCAAAGGAUAUUUGUCGAAGGCCAGAAUGGUCUUCACCUGUGCAGCGCGAAUUGGGUCGUCGUUUGUGGUGGACCUGUGUCAUUCGCGACUGGCUUGGGAGCUGGGUUCGACCGCCAUCCAUAUCACCCGCCAGCUUUUGCUGUCAGGCUUCUACUGCAAGCAACCAUGGAGAAUACUUCAUGCCUAGCUUCUACACGAUUGGUAGUCCUGACUCCACCGAAUCUACCAAUUUAGAGCCUCCUUCUCCUGCACAUUACCACUCAAUCUUGUGCCGUCUUUCUUACAUAGUAUACAUUUACAUCAAAGCAAAUACUCACCAGACUCACCUGAAGUUUGUAAAGGCUAUAGAGGAGAUCACUGCCGUCCGGAGAGAUCUACCCCUCCAUCUAUCGCCAGGCUUCCCUGCCAACGAAGAUGAUAUAAUAUGGGAAUCUGAGUAUCCUUGGGUUUCAUUCCAGCGAUACCUAAUUGCUUACGUUUUCGACUUCCUCCUGUUGUCCAUCGCCCGUGUACUCAACCCACAUGAAUCCAGAGAUGAUAGUACGAAUUACAGGCAACUUGCCCUUGAAUCGGCCAAUCGCAUCUUGGACCACUAUGCGAAGCCGGUCCCAAGAGUAUAUAGGCUAGUGUGGACCGUAUCAGCAGCAACGGUCGCUGCCGCUGUCUACAUAUCGCUAGAUAUGCUUGCCAACUCCCACGAUUAUCGUGGUGAUUCCCGAAACCACAUCAUCGGUCUAUUGAGACAGGCUUCUGUCGAGUUGAAGAAGCACGCAGCUGUCGCCGUCCACGCUGCCAAAGGUUCCGCAAUGAUCGAAGGUCUUUUGCCUCUACUAGAGCAGCAUGAUUUUGAUCGUCCUCGCACUUCUUAUUCCAUGCAAGACCUGCUGCAGCAGCUUGCAGUAGCAGAUCUAGGCGUGCCGUCCAACCCAUCGAUCAACACGGGUCCUGUAAUCGACGGCUUGCCUCACGUUAGCAACGGCGACACCAUGGGUAUCUUUGAUGGAACUGGAAACACAAUCGACGGAACUUAUGCAAUCACAGAAUGGGAGCAUGUGUUCUCACAGUUAUAA